Molecule: messenger RNA, 1397 nt
Organism: Chenopodium quinoa (quinoa)
Lineage: Eukaryota; Viridiplantae; Streptophyta; Magnoliopsida; Caryophyllales; Amaranthaceae
Product: protein MAIN-LIKE 1-like
Exons: 2
Coding region: 1-789 (262 amino acids)
Source: RefSeq, a predicted model, not a curated record
AUGUACCGACAAUUGGGUACAGCAUCACGAAGAGAUGCUGAUUCUAUCGCUGGUUGCCUUACGCUUCUGAAGGCGUGGAUCUACGAGUACUUUCCGUGUUUUCGGCCUCAGCAGGGGACCUUGACCAGAGAGCUUGCUAUUCCUCGUGCGUCCGCCUGGGAUUUUGGAUCGGGGUGCCCUAACAAGAGCAUGGAGCGCCUUCUCGCUUUUCGGGCUAGGUUGGAUCAUUUGACUGACAAUGAAGUUAACUGGCUACCGUACGGAGUUGAUCCAGCACGACGCGUGCCUGCUACUCUUUUCAUUGGCUGCAUCCAAUAUCGUAGCAUCAUUGAGCCAUACAUGCCUGAUCAAGUGGUUCGGCAACUUGGAUACGUCCAGGGCAUUCCACCAACCAUUAUCAGGCCUGAGAAGGCUAAGAGACCGACGAACUUGAAGAUGUAUCGGGUUGACUUUCCGCCAGAGAUGACAUCUGUGAUGUGGACUCGGUUUGUCCUUGGUAUGUCUUUUAGUGUCGUGGUAGGUGCCCUCAGCAGACUUGGUGGUGGUGCUCCUACAGUCGGUCCUGGUUACAUGCAGUGGUUGUACCGAUUUUCUCAUCCACGUGUUUCUCCAGUUGCGUCAUCACAUGAGAGUCGCACACUGCCAGAGAGAACUAACACGGAUUACUGGAUGGGUCGGUCUAUGGAGGUCAUCAACAGGACCCUGGAGGAGUAUCCGAGCCUAUCGCGUGAUACAAGAGCAAUGACUGAGGCGCUACGAGCUGAUUGGAGGGCGAUGAUGGGGUUGUGAACUUCCUGUUUUUUUUAUUAUUUCCCUUGUACGCAUUUCGUUUAUGUACUAUUUAUUCGUCACGUACUUUAAGUAUUGAACAACUGUUUUGGUGGUUUUGUAAAUAUUUUGUUUAAUUAAGUUCAAUUCGUUGCAAAUUACAUAACGACAACUGUUUAACAUAAAUGAAAGUACAACAACAUGUUCACUAUCUAAUUAAGGCAUCCCACAUGUUCCUUCUAGCUUCGUAACGCUGAUCCCAACAGUCAACACUUGGGUCGUGGUGCUUGGUCCACCAACCUGCAACCGGGGGAAGUGGCGAAUCAGGUGUAAGUUCAAUACAAAUAAAAUGUGAGGCCCCAACUGUAGCGAUGACAAACUCUCGCUCCAGUUCUGUGACCCCCCUUCUUGCCCGCAACGGCAAUAUCGUGAGGCAUGGGUAGUAGCAAGUUGGUGUUUGGCCUACACCAAGAAUAAUAACCGCUGCGUUGAACCAAGUCGCAAUAGGAAAUAAAUCUUGUAUUGCAACCAUCCAAUGACGGGAAUCAACCGCCCCACCGUCCCAUCGAAUACGCUGCACAUUGAUCUCAAGUCUUCCAAGCCCAUAAAUCCUCUUAUAUAGGGCUCGA